CGCGGGUAACCGCCGUGCCGCCGAGCCGGGCCGGGCCGGGGCCAUGGCCACCUGGCGGCGGGACGGCCGGGUGACCGCCGUGCAGCGGCUGGGCUGCGCCGGGCUGGCGGGCGCGCUGAGCCUCAGCCUGACGGCCCCGCUGGAGCUGCUGACGGUGCUGGCGCAGGUGGGCACUUGGCACUGCCGGCGGGGGCUGCGCGGCGCCGGGCACAGCCUGUGCCGCGCCGAGGGCGUGCGGGCCCUCUGGAAGGGGAACCUCACCGCCUGCCUGCGCCUCUUCCCGUACAGCGCGCUGCAGCUCGCCGCGUCCCGCCGACUUGUUAUUCUUUUCACGGAUGAGCUGGGUCAUAUUUCCCACUGGAGAGCCAUCAUGGCAGGAAGUCUGGCUGGCAUGGUUGCAACCAUCGUGACUUACCCCACUGAUGUCAUUAAAACACGUCUCAUUGUGCAGAACCGGCUGGAACCAUCUUACAGGGGAAUUCUGCAUGCUUUCUACAAAAUUUAUCAUCAAGAGGGCCUCCUGGCACUCUACCAUGGCGUCUCACCAGCUAUACUAGGUGCUAUCCCAUUUUCUGCAGGCUCAUUCUUUGUUUACAUCAAUCUGGACAAAAUCUGGCGAGAACCCAUAGUUCAUUUUACUCCUCUACAGAACUUCAUAAAUGGCUGUGUAGCAGCUGCUGUGGCACAGACACUUUCUUUCCCCUUUGAGACUGUCAAGAGGAAGAUGCAGGCCCAGAGUCCUUGGCUUCCCCACUAUGGAGCGGUUGAUGUCCAUUUCACUGGCAUGGCUGACUGUUUCCGGCAAACCGUGAAGAACAAAGGUGUGCUUGGACUUUGGAGUGGACUCACACCCAGUCUGCUCAAGAUUGUCCCCUACUUUGGUGUUAUGUUCAGCACCUUUGAGUUCUGCAAGAGGGUCUGUCUCUACAGAAACGGUUACAUUGAAUCUCCUUUAAAUUACAAACUAACUCCUGGCGUGGACCAGAGUUUACAGCCACAGGAACUGAGAGAAUUAAAGCUCCUCCGAAGGGAAAAAUUUGAGCCGAGGAAAUCAGCUCUUGAGAACUGACAUCGGAGUGGCCAUUGCAGACACACACUUCCUUUCUGAUGGAACUUUGCAAGACAUGUUGAAGCACAGGUAGCAGUGUCUCAGCAGAGUGCAGGGCUUUAAUGCUGAGACACCAAUGCCAGGAAUUAAUAAGUCUGAAUGGGUAUGAAGAAUAUGAAUAGUGAGCAUAUACUGAAGAAGGGAGAUGCAACCAAUUUGGAACUUGAAGUUAUAUUAUUCUGGGAGCUUUUCCAUGCUGAAGAGCCAUGUUGCAGAAAGGCAAGAAAACAGAGAUGAGAGUGUAAAAAUGGUAAGAAAAUUCAAAUGGAUUUUUUUGAAGUCAUCUGAGGUACUGAGUCAGCCAAAAAUGACAGACUAGAGCAUGUACAACAUGCAACAAUUCCUUCUGCAGUCUCUUUUUCAGUGGUAGUGUGGAUAUGGCCUUCUGUGGAUGCAGAGUCACAGUUCAGUCACACUCCAGAAUCCACCCUUCAGUUUUUGAGACUUACUUGGAUAUCAUAGUGUUGUAUGGAUCUUUGGUGUUAAGGAUGCAAAUGUGCUGCUGCAGCUGUGCUUUUGCCAAGAGAGAACUGUGAUGUGCAAAAUGAACUGUAAUACACUGGAAUGACAAUCCUUUGAACUGAAGUGUGCACUAGAAAACCUUCCCCUCCUUCCCAUCUGUUGUUACUGUGUGUAUGGGAAUUGUUUCAGGCUUUGAAAAAUCGUUUUCCUGAAGUUCUCUGAAAUAUUUCCUCAACAAUGCAGUUUUUAAAUGUGUUAGAUAUUUCAGAGCCACAAGCCUUGCCAUGUUGUUUUGGUAUUCCUAAAGCUCUAUUUUUGUAUCAAACUGUGUUUGGAUUCAUGUGCACAGACCCAGGCCCACUGUACAGCUGAGAACUUGUCAGCACACAACCUGUGAUUUUUUUUCCACUAUAACUGCUGUGCUCCAGGAGCCACAGAGAGUUUCUGCAGCUAUGAAACCUUCAGCAAGACCACUAGGUUAUUGCCAGUGCCAAGGUAACUAAGGGGCCUCUGACCACGUUGGGGAGCUUUUGAACAAUAAAAGAUCGUCUUGGUAUUGUACCUGACAACCUCGGUAUUGCUCUGGUUCCUCUGUAGAAGUACAGCUAUGGAACAGCCCCAUCCGAGUGCCUUCUGACAGAGACCCUUAACCCCAUGUCCAUGUGGGAAGGUGGGUGUCCCACCAGCCUCGGGCCCUGGCAGCGUGUCAGGGAUCUGAACAGCAGUGGUGCUCCUGCCCUGCCUGCAGCAGCCUGGGCUCAGCACAGCAUUUACCUGCUGCUUUUCACAGCCUCUUGUGUGUUUUUGUACUGUUUAUGGCCCUGCUGGGUGGAAAUAAGUAAAUCUCAGAACCUGCUGGGUUAGGUCAGGUCCCAGCAGGAUGAGGCAAUGCCAGAGCGAUGCAGGAACAGUCUGUGACUAUGGAGAGAGGUGUGCAGAAAGGUUUGGGAUAACUGUAAGGCCUGUCUUGCACCUAGAACUCAACACUGAUGUAUCCUACAGCUGAGGUCUUGCAGCAUCCCUCUUAGUGGGCUUGCUCACUUCUACUGCAGUGGUGCUUCAUGCUUGUUUUCUUCUCAGAGAAGUGAAAGCACUGAUAGCCAAAAGUGAGAUGGUAGAGAGCAGAUCUGGUGGCUCGUGCAUCACGCUAGGGCUGUAAGUGCUUUUGUCUCUUUAAUCAACCUGUCUAGUGAAUGUGUUUCUCUGUGCCUGAGUUUCCUCAUCUGCACAGUGCAGGCAAUAAUACUGAAACUUGCUUGAGAUGUUUGAGGGUUGUGUGAACGUGCUGGGGAGGAACAGAUUUCUGAAUUCCCUUCCCUUGUCCAAGCACACCUGGCUGCUUUUUACUGAUCUUGUGUUUCUAAAUGGAUUUUAAAGAUUGAGUGACAGGUGCAUAUGAGUGAUGUGAGUCUGAUCAGCUUGUCCCACCUGGCAAGAGUCAGGGUGAGUCAAAAAGUUACCUCUAACUUGUUUCUGAUAUGCUAAUAACACCUUUGUAUUGAAAUGUACUCCCACGACCUAUAAAUCACUUACCCUUUA
Messenger RNA from Colius striatus (speckled mousebird), 3109 nucleotides. It is a transcript of the gene SLC25A43, whose product is annotated as solute carrier family 25 member 43. The transcript is spliced from 5 exons. The coding region runs from base 44 to 1069 and encodes 341 amino acids. The record is from RefSeq and is a predicted model, not a curated record. Gene Ontology annotation, biological process: transmembrane transport. NCBI's taxonomy places the organism in Eukaryota, Metazoa, Chordata, Aves, Coliiformes, Coliidae.